AUGGACAAGGAGGAGCGGCACAGUAACAGUGAAGAAACGCACGUGUGUGAAAAAUUUGCUGAGUUCUUCACCUGGGCCGAACUGUAUGAGCACCAGAGAAGCUCCACAGAGGACCCAGCUCAGGUCCUCAUUGUGAAGGAAGAUGAGGGGAUGCCUGGACCUGAGGGAUCCCAAGCUGGAUCCUCCCGAACCCCCAGCCUGGCCCUUCUUAGCCUGGCCCCCAGCAACUCAGCAGACAUUGAGUCAGUGGACGGGGGCCUUGAGCUGGUGGAGCCUGUGAAUGAUAAUGAUAAUGACAGCACAGAUAUGUUAGAGGAGAUGAACAUGGGAGAGAGGGAGGAUGAAUCCAUGGAGAUGGAGCAGCAGCACCACGACAAACAUAAGUCAUCUGGCCCCCAGAAUCCCCCAGAAAGAACCGAGUUGGCCAUCCCUUCAUUUCAGUCGUCCGCUGUGACCAACAGCAUGCCCAGUACGAACGUAACGCUGGAGAUCCUCCACAGUACCCAGGUGGCUGUGGCCCAGUUCUCCCAGAGCCUCCACAGUAGUGGGGCAGGAGGGAAGGCGGCCACAGCAGCCAUCCUAGUGAUCCUGGAGCACCUGCUGGCUUUGCAACAGCAACAGGUCCACCAGUUGCAUCUUAUUGAGCAGAUCCGUAGCCAGGUGGUCUCCAGGGCCCUAUCACUGGCACCGAACCCUUUCCCCUUCCAAGGUCUCAUCGCUCCCCCUGUCCUACCACAGUAUGGGACGAUACCCUCUGCCGUCAAUGGACAAGUGUCUGUGUCUUUGGCAUCUGUGCUUGAGAGGUCCCACACACUCACCUCACAAACUUCAUAUGGACAGGCCCACACGAGAGAUGUUAUAUGUACCUCAGCUCCCUCGGACAACUCUGCCCCUCCCCCUACUAGCUGCAACAAUAUUUCCUUAUUACAGCCUACCUACACGGGUUCACAUACAAGUGGUAGCUGUACUCAGACCCAGACAUCGUCCAGCCCACUGUCCAUGCAGGGUCAGAGCAACAGUCUCCUCAGCUCACCAUCCAGCCUGCCGUGUCUACCUCAGAGCCCCCCCAGCAGUGUCAUCUUCCCCAACCCCCUGGCCAAAAUCACAGCCACGACUAACGCUCUCGACCCCUUCUCUGUCCUGAUGAAGCACCACCGGAAUGGCAAGCUGCCCAAUGUGUCCAUGUUUGACACCAAGCCCAGCCCUGAGCAGCCCUUUUUCAAGCAUAAGUGCAGGUUCUGCGCCAAAGUGUUUGGCAGCGACAGCGCGCUGCAGAUCCACCUGCGCUCUCACACUGGGGAGAGGCCCUUCAAAUGCAACAUCUGUGGCAAUCGCUUCUCCACGAAAGGGAACCUGAAAGUCCACUUCCAAAGACACAAAGAAAAGUAUCCCCAUGUUCAGAUGAACCCUUAUCCAGUGCCAGAAUAUUUAGACAAUGGAAUGUCAUUCCCUCCUGAAAAACCAGCAGCCACUUGGCUGGAUAGCAAGCCUGUUUUAGCGCCCUCUAUGGGCCUUCAGCUUCCCUCCACUCUCACUACUAUGGGAAGCUCAAGUGACUUUCUAAGUGUCACACUAUCCAUCAAAUCCCCUUUUAGGCCCUCCCCAGACUCAAGUGAAUGUGUGUCUUUGUCGCCGAACACUACAGGCAAUGAAACCAGUGUUCCCACAGCUUUAGAGUCUCCACAGUCUAAUCAGGAGGGGGAAGCCUCCAACGUCUUGAAAGCAGAGGAAAUGCACCUGCCCCAAAUCUGCACGACUAAACCCAGGGUGAGUCCAAUUACUGUGACAACAAGUACAGCCAUGAUUAUGACCACAUCCACACCUGAGCCCAGUGCUCCAACUUCCCCCGUUUCCAACUCCUCACCACUUUCCCUGGCCUCUGACCUGUUCAAAGCCAAGUUUCCAUUCGGUGGCCUCUUGGACUCUAUGCAAACGUCAGAGACCUCAAAGCUCCAGCAGCUGGUGGAGAACAUAGACAAGAAAAUAACAGACCCCAACCAAUGUGUCCUCUGUCACCGCGUGCUUAGCUGCCAGAGCAUGCUGAAGAUGCAUUACCAUAUCCACACUGGGGAGAUGCCCUUUCAAUGUAAGGUCUGUGGCAGGGCUUUCACCACCAAAGGAAACCUUAAGACACACAUUGGUGUCCACAGAGCAAACCCUCCUCACCGGGUUCAACAUUCAUGUCCCAUCUGCCAGAAGAAGUUCACCAACGCUGUAGUGCUACAGCAGCACCUUCACAUGCAUAUGGGGAGUCAGAUCUUAAACUCACCGUUAAUGGACGGCCUGCAGGACCUGGACAUUGAUCUCUCCUUCCAUGAGAAAAGCUUUGACAGCCUGAGUAACUAUGACAAUGACCUCAUGGAUGACAACUCCAUGGAGGAGGAUGACGAAGAAGAAGAAGAAGAAGAAGAAGAAGAAGAAAAAGAAGAAGAAGGUGUAGAUCCCCUCAAACCCCUGAGCUCUGUCUGUAGUUCUCCUCCCUACUCUGAUGCUGUUGUCUCCAGCAUAGCUGCACCGGAGAACCAAAUGAAAAUGAUAGACUCCACCAUAAACCUAAACCACUCCUUUGGGCUAAAGUCAAUGAUGAAUGGAUGUAUGGACAGUGAACGCUGCGCUGCUAUCCACUCCUCUACAGUGGGAGAAGGACAGAAUCACAAUGCAGCCGGCAGCCCAACCGUGUCUGAAUCGUCCACCUACAUGCAUGUACCAGUGUCACCUGCACAAAGCAACUCUGAGGUCCACCUCUGCAAAUCCCUGUCUGGGAAGCACAGUGGAGAGUCCCAAGAGAUCACAGCCUCAGUGAAGAGUGAGCAAUCUGAUUCGCCCACCUUGACUCCGGUACUGGAAAAUGGAGUGGCCCUGGAUCUGAGAGAACGUGGUAAGAUAACAAUAUCAACUGAUAAUAUCAAUUGUAUAGAGUAGGUGUAAUAACAAUGUAAAACGGUGUUCCAUUUUUAAAUGUUCUACUGUAUAUCACUACAACGGUUGAAAAUGUUGUUUUCCCCCUUCACUAUCUAGCAAAUGUAGAUCUCACUCAUUUACCCCCAAAACAUUUUAAAACUCUAAAACAUCCCUUUAUCUAAUUGUUUUAGGUGCCAGCCAAAGCAUUCCUGGCCUGGUUACCAGCAUUGUGCCAAGGAUGAUCAAAUCUGAAAUGAAUGGGUACCAUCGACCAAUGAACUUCAACGAGGGGCUGCAUCAUCCAUUUGGCCUCCCGGUCCCUGCCACUCCUCCAUCUCUGGUGAGCCCAGGAAUCACCUCUCUGCUUGGGCCACCUCAACCUCGACGGACCCCUAAGCAGCACAACUGCCACACCUGUGGAAAGAACUUCUCCUCAGCCAGUGCUCUACAGAUCCAUGAGAGGACCCACACAGGGGAGAAACCUUUUGGCUGCACCAUCUGUGGCAGGGCAUUCACAACUAAAGGAAACCUGAAGGUACUACACGUUUAUUUUGGAUUGUAAUUACUGCAUUUAUUACCCAAACACGCUAAAGAAUCAGUGCCUGUUGUUCAAACUAUUUUAGAAUAUUUUCAGCUUAGUUUAUAGAUGAAAAUGCUAUAUGGUCUAUCCCCUCUCGCCCAUUCCUCUUUAGGUACACAUGGGCACUCACAUGUGGAACAAUGCACCAGCCAGAAGAGGCAGGCAUCUGUCGGUGGAGAACCCCAUGGUCUUGUUGGGUGGGGAAGCUGCCAUGAAGUUCGGAGAGAUGUUUCAGAAGGACCUGACGGCACAGGCCAUGAACGUGGACACAGGGUUCUGGAACCACUACACAGAAUCUUUAACCAAUGGCCUGGCCAUGAAGAACAAUGAGAUCUCAGUGAUCCAGAAUGGGUGGAUUCCACAGCUUCAUGCCAUGACGGCAGGAACGGACAGAGUCAGCACUGGAGGUAGCCCACCAAUGACCAGUCUAGGAAAGACAGCCAUGGACCUUGGAAUUAACCGAUACUUUUCUAUGUUAAUUGAUGACAGUAAAAAGAUUGGGAUCAAUUGA
Messenger RNA from Coregonus sp. 'balchen', 3992 nucleotides. NCBI's taxonomy places the organism in Eukaryota, Metazoa, Chordata, Actinopteri, Salmoniformes, Salmonidae. The record is from the annotation of a GenBank genome assembly.